AUGAUCAAAGUUGGAGAUACUAUUCCCGAUGGAGUCCUUCAGUAUGUUCCUUUUGACCCAAAGGAAGAACUGGCAGCCUGUCCUCGACCUCUCGCUUUCAAGGUCCAUGAAAAACUCAAGGGUAAAAAGGUUGUUCUGUUUGCCAUCCCAGGUCCAUUUACGCCUGCUUGUUCAGAAGAGCAUGUGCCUGGAUUUCUGAAUGCACACGAUGCUCUAAAGUCAAAGGGUGUUAGUGAAAUUGUAUGCCUUUCGGUAGCAGAUGGGUUUGUCAUGAAUGCGUUUGGAAAGGUCAGUCAGACAAAGGACAAGAUUAUUAUGGCAGGAGAUGGCAGUGCUGUAUUCAGUCAAGCUCUUGGCUUAACUCAGGAUCUGUCCAAGAACGGAAUGGGUACUCGAUCAAAGAGGUUUGCUAUCGUUGUAGACGACCUGGUGGUCAAGUACAUCGGGGUUGAGACCAAGCCUGGCGUUACCUCUUCUGGUGCAGAAGCAGUGCUAGCAAAGCUGUAA
Molecule: messenger RNA, 507 nt
Organism: Phycomyces blakesleeanus NRRL 1555(-)
Lineage: Eukaryota; Fungi; Mucoromycota; Mucoromycetes; Mucorales; Phycomycetaceae
Exons: 5
Coding region: 1-507 (168 amino acids)
Biological process (GO): hydrogen peroxide catabolic process; cellular response to oxidative stress; cell redox homeostasis
Cellular component (GO): mitochondrion; peroxisome; cytoplasm
Molecular function (GO): thioredoxin peroxidase activity
Source: RefSeq, a predicted model, not a curated record